Messenger RNA from Ricinus communis (castor bean), 2648 nucleotides. RefSeq names its product probable serine/threonine-protein kinase SIS8. The coding region runs from base 124 to 2343 and encodes 739 amino acids. Gene Ontology annotation, biological process: protein phosphorylation; regulation of DNA-templated transcription. Gene Ontology annotation, molecular function: ATP binding; protein kinase activity. The transcript has 16 exons. The record is from RefSeq and is a predicted model, not a curated record. NCBI's taxonomy places the organism in Eukaryota, Viridiplantae, Streptophyta, Magnoliopsida, Malpighiales, Euphorbiaceae.
UCAUUUUUCAAUCGGAGAAUCAGUGGCUCCCGUUUUCUCCAUAAUAUUUUGUCUAAUAAGGUGAUAAAAAAACUAGUUAACACAAAAAAGAAAUCAGCAGCGCGAUGGUUUCUUUUGAAAUGAAUGACCGCAAGACAGCAGCGUUUUAUUCGCAUCUCCCGCAGACGGGAAAUGGCGGGAGACGAAAAUGAGUCAGGGGCGAGUCUUUACAGAGUCGUGGCGGAUCGAUGUAUCAGUCUCGAAGCGAGUCAUGCAAAGUUGAAAGAAGAACUUAGUGAGCUGGUAGAUGAAAAUAAUAGGAAGAGAAUAAUAAAAAAGAAUGAUGAGGUAGUGAUGCAAGAUUCUGAUGAAGUGACGUCAGAUUCCGGCAUGGGAUGCGUUUCUGGAUUCUUUGCUGCAGGAAGUCCUUAUAAGAGAGUUUUGGAGUCCAUUGGACAUGCUGUUCAUGUAUGCAAUGCUGCCUCUGGAGAGAUUAUUUAUUGGAAUCGUUCAGCUGAACAUCUCUACGGAUGGAAAGAAUCCGAAGUCCUUGGACAAAGUGUGGCCGGACUCAUUGUAUCUGAAGAAUACAGUCAACCGCUCAAUAGAAUUGUGGAAAGGUUGAGUUUUGGGCAAUCAUGGUCAGGGCGAUUUCCUUUUAAGAAGAAGUCUGGAGAAAUAUUUAUGGCAAUGGUCUCAAAGAGCCCAUUGUAUGAGGAUGGUAAGCUUUCUGGUAUUAUCACGGUUUCAAGUGAUGCACAAAUGUCUAAUGGUGCCCAUUCAGAAAACUUGAGAACGCAACAAGAUCGUGCUAGAAUACCAAGGAUAAACUGGAAAAGGAUUCAGUGGCAUCCACGCCCACCAAUUGCACCUGUGCCCCAGAUUGCAUCGUCAGUUUCCAAUCUGGCCUCAAAACUAAUUUUACGCAAAAAUGGUGAUGAUACAUGUGACGAAAAUGUGAAUUCCAAGGAUAAAGAACAUACUCUAACAAAAACCAAUGACGUCAAGUCAACAUUGCCUGGGGCACUAGCAUCCAAGGUGUUAGCAAAGCUGAAUAUUGGAGGAAUUAGUUGCAAGGAAAAAGAAGAUGAUAUCAGCAGUCAAGAAAAUGGCCUGAGUGUUACUGAGACAUACAGUGCUAGAGGCUUAGAGUCAUCAAGCUCUCACUGUUAUAACAGUGGUACUGAGUAUAAAGGAGAAGUUCCACUAAAAAGAAAUUCAUCACUUGCAGAUAAAAAGGUAUCUUCAAAUGUAAAUGCAGGCAGAAGUCCCAAUGCUUUGCACGAUAGAUGCCAGUCCUCUUUAAUGGAGUGUAAGGAAUGUCAUGGGUUAGCUAAACCAGGAGAUCCAUUUCCCAAAUUAGGGUGCCUAGAUGAUAUGAAUGAUUUUCCAAAUGUGGAAGCCCUGGAGAUAGAAGAUGAACAAAGACCUUCAGAUGGUAAACAGUUUCCAAGUGUAGGGGAGAGCUCUAGCAGCAAUGGAAGUUCAACAAGCAGAGGGGAGAAAGACUCGAACUCUGUGGUAAAAUGUGAGAUUCACUGGGAAGAGCUACAGUUGGGAGAGGAGAUAGGGCAAGGUUCAUACGGUGUUGUCUAUAGAGGAAUUUGGAAUGGAUCAGAUGUUGCUGUUAAGCUUUAUUUUGGCAAUCAAUUCAAAGAAGAAACUGUACAAGAUUACAAAAAGGAGAUUGAUAUAAUGAAAACACUUAGACAUCCAAAUGUGCUGCUAUUCAUGGGAGCAGUGCAUUCACCGGAACGACUUGCCAUUGUCACGGAGUUCAUGCUUAGGGGGAGCCUUUUCAAAACACUUCACAAAAACAAUCAGGUCUUGGACAUAAGACGCCGCCUGAGGAUGGCCCUUGAUGUUGCUAGAGGUAUGAAUUAUUUGCAUCACAGGAAUCCACCAAUAGUGCACAGAGACCUAAAAUCUUCUAACCUACUUGUUGAUAGAAACUGGACCGUCAAGGUUGGAGACUUUGGCCUGUCAAGGUGGAAGAAUGCAACCUUCAUCACUGCAAAAUCUGGAAGAGGAACUCCUCAAUGGAUGGCUCCUGAAGUCCUCCGGAAUGAACCUUCAAAUGAAAAGUCUGAUGUGUUUAGUUUUGGCGUCAUCCUGUGGGAACUGAUGACUGUAUCCAUACCAUGGAUCAAUCUGAACUCUGUACAGGUAGUUGGAGUUGUAGGCUUCAUGGACAGAAGAUUGGAAUUACCAGAAGACUUGGAUCCCAAGGUAGCAUCCCUUAUUCGUGACUGUUGGCAAAGUGAUCCUGGAGAACGUCCGUCAUUUGAAGACAUAAUUCAUCGAAUGACAAGCAUAACGCAACGAGGUGUUGCUAUAUCUCCAAGGCAGAGAGCUUCUUCAUAGACUUAGAAUUUCAAUCUUAAUGAAAAAGAAAAGAAUACAAGACAACUCGUAGACAUAGCUAAGAUUAGAGAAUCAGAAUGUAAUUGUAUUUUCUCUCUUCUUUUUUGAGAGAAGAAAAAAAAAAAAAAAAAAGGCUAGCAAGGAAAUGGGCUGCUAAGUAACAGGUAGCCCUUACCCAUCUCAAAGGACUUUAGUGUUGGGACUUGAACAUAGGAACGUAGUCCCCUUUCUUGUAAGGCAAACUGAAGUACAAAGUUGGCUUUUAAUUAUUUGAUCAUACAAAAUACAUACUCUUUUAUGAGCAA